Morus notabilis is the source of this 1662-nucleotide messenger RNA. RefSeq names its product probable protein phosphatase 2C 25. The transcript has 4 exons. Gene Ontology annotation, molecular function: cation binding; protein serine/threonine phosphatase activity. The record is from RefSeq and is a predicted model, not a curated record. Bases 159 to 1328 code for a protein of 389 amino acids. Gene Ontology annotation, biological process: protein dephosphorylation. Lineage: Eukaryota; Viridiplantae; Streptophyta; Magnoliopsida; Rosales; Moraceae.
CGUCUUAUCAUUCAAACGAACAAAACACCGAAACAGAAAAAAGAAAGAAAGAUUCCGAAAACCAUAAAAGCAUAAAUCAGAAAAUCAGAAAGCCAAUCAAUCAAGAAGAACAGAACAAAUUCGAAUUCUCGUACGCUUUUCAAUCCAAUUACGCAAAGAUGUCUUGCUCCGUCGCGGUUUCCAAUUCGCCUGUGUUCUCUCCUUCGUCGUCUCUGUUCUGCAACAAGACCUCCCUUCUUUCCUCUCCCGAAACCCUAGCCCUAACCCUAGCGCACCUCAAGCCCUCCCAGGCUUCAUCAUCUUCUUCUUCUUCUUCUUCAGCGCCGUCGUCGCCUUCUUCGCCGUUCCGGCUUCGGAUUCCCAAACCUCCGACGGGGCUAUCGGCUUCGAGUUCGGGUUCGGCGCCGGCUUCGUCGUCGCCGAGUACGGUCUUCAAGAGGAAAAGGCCGACGAGGCUGGACAUUCCGGUUGCGUCGUGGAGCUCCGGGACGCCACCGGCGACGCCGUCGACGGCGGCGGUGUGGAGGGAGCUCGUGGAGAUGGAGAGUGAUGGCUACUCGGUGUACUGCAAGAGAGGGAGGAGAGAGGCUAUGGAGGACCGGUACUCUGCGGCUCUCAAUCUUCAUGGUGAUCCCAAGCAGGCUUUUUUUGGUGUAUUUGAUGGGCACGGAGGUGCAAAAGCUGCUGAAUUUGCAGCAGAUAACUUGGAAAAGAACAUAUUAGUUGAAGUAGUGAGAAGGAGUGAUGAUGAUGACGAAAUUGAGGAGGCGGUUAAGCGAGGUUACCUGAACACCGACUCCGAUUUCCUCAAAGAGGAUUCCCGAGGUGGUUCAUGCUGUGUGACAGCUUUGAUUCGGAAGGGAAAUCUUGUUGUGUCCAAUGUUGGCGAUUGCCGGGCUGUCAUGAGCAGAGGAGGCUCUGCUGAGGCACUAACCUCUGAUCACCGGCCCUCGAGGGAAGAUGAAAGGGACAGAAUUGAGAACUUGGGUGGCUAUGUUGAUCUUUGCCAUGGUGUGUGGAGAAUCCAAGGAUCUCUGGCUGUCUCUAGAGGGAUUGGAGAUCGUCACCUUAAAAAAUGGGUGAUUGCAGAACCAGAGACAAAAGUACUUCAAAUCCAACCCGAACAUGAAUUCUUAAUCUUGGCUUCAGAUGGAUUGUGGGAUAAGGUCAGUAAUCAGGAAGCAGUAGAUACUGUUCGUCCUUGGUGCAUAGGUGUGGACAAGCCAGAACCAUUGUUUGCCUGUAAAAAACUAGUAGAAAUAGCUGCAUCGCGAGGCUCUUUGGACGAUAUCAGUGUAAUGCUAAUCAAACUAGGGCGUUACAUCUGAUGUUCUCAUCCCUUUUAGAUGAAGAAACCAUCCUAACACAUAGAAAAACAAGAUUUGUUUCUGUUCAGGAGCGAAGAAAGGAACAAAGGAUUUGCAAUUCUUCUAAGCUUGCUGUUGGUAAUAAAUAAAAUUAAUCGGAAAUAUAGGAUGGCGGUGUUUGAUGAUGAAGGCGAGGCGGUAGAUAUUACUGUUUUAGCGUAGACUGAUCCAUUGUAAAUGGUUUAACCUAGUUGCGGCCUUCUUAGCACCGCUAGUUAGGACAAGACAUUGAAACAUAGUCGAAUAAUUUGGUUGUAUUAUUUUAUUCUUUAAUUAAUUUAUUUUUUACACAAUA